This is a messenger RNA of Nicotiana tabacum (common tobacco), 1941 nucleotides long. Its product is annotated as putative purine permease 5. The record is from RefSeq and is a predicted model, not a curated record. Gene Ontology annotation, molecular function: purine nucleoside transmembrane transporter activity. NCBI's taxonomy places the organism in Eukaryota, Viridiplantae, Streptophyta, Magnoliopsida, Solanales, Solanaceae. Gene Ontology annotation, cellular component: membrane.
GUCUUUACUAGAUAGGGUAGGAGUACGGUUUAUAUAAUUGUGAGAUUAUAUUGGAUUUACUUUAUUGUUGUUGUUUAUUACUUUUCGUCCCUUUUGCAUUUUUUUUUUAAUUAUCUCAACUAAAUUUUGUUUAAAUAAUUCUUAAACAAUGGGAAUCCGAAUCGAACCCCAAAAUUAGGUGGGAAACCCAAAAAAAACACCCACAAAAAGCCACCACCAACUAACGUGCUGUUCUUUAGACCAUAAACACAGUUAGUGUAGGAUUAACUAUAAAUUCGAGCUGAGCUCCACUCAACUUCCUUCACUAUCCCCUGAAUUUUGGAUUGAUGCAGCAAUCUUUGCUUGUUUCAGUUCCGGGAAGACCACCAGUAUAAAUAGCGAUUACGCAUUGGUCAUAAGCUAACUAUACACUUUCCAAAGAAACAAAAGAAGUUCACAACUAAGGUGCUUGACCCCAAUGGUGUGUCGUAGUGAUCAAUGAAGUGGGUUGAAAACCAUGAGGUUUCAAGUUCAAAUUUCAGCAGAGACAAAAAACAUUAGGUGAUUUCUUCCUAUCUAUUCAAGCCUUGGUGAACACUGAACAGAGUUACUUGACACCUGUUGUUGGUGGGAGGUAGCAGGUAUCCCUUGGAAUUAGUCGAGAUGCGCGCAAGCUGACCUGGACACCACGGUUAUCACAAAAUCUAAGAGGAAAUAAUGGAUGAGGCACCACCAAAGUCAUUACGGCAAAAAAUGUCAGCCUAUUGGACAACGGCGUGUGAAAUGUAUUACAACAAACCAAUUUCACACUGGAUUCUUCUGUUUCUAGGUAGCAUGGGGAUGCUUGUCGCGUUCCCUGCUUCUAGCCUCUUGUCCCGUAUAUAUUUUGCAAAUGGUGGGAAGAGCAAGUGGAUAAUUUCAUGGGUUUCAGUUGCAGGAUGGCCUCUCAUCGCGAUAGUCCUAAUUCCUUCGUACUUCUUUCUUGAAGUGUUCCCGACGCCACUUGACUUAAAACUAACUUUAUCUUAUGUUGUAUUGGGAUUCUUGAGUGCUGCUGAUAACCUCAUGUAUGCAUAUGCCUAUGCUUACCUGCCAGCAUCAACUGCUGCUCUUUUGGCCUCGACUUCCCUGGUUUUUUCUGCACUAUUUGGAUAUCUUCUCGUGAAAAACAUUAUCAAUCUAUCAAUUAUAAAUUCUAUUGUGAUCAUUACUGCUGCCAUGACGAUCAUUGCUCUUGACUCUAGUUCAGACAGGUAUGGCUAUAUCACCGACCAUCAAUACAUUAUAGGUUUUGUGUGGGAUAUACUGGGAUCUGCACUCCAUGGUCUAAUAUUUGCCUUGUCAGAGUUGGUUUUCGUGAAAUUACUCAGUAAAAGAUCGUUUCUUGUUGUUCUGGAGCAGCAACUCAUGGUUUCCCUCUUUGCCUUUAUAUUUACAACAAUCGGACUUGUUAUAAGUAACGGUUUCCAUGGGAUGAAAUCUGAGGCAACAACAUUCGAGGGCGGAAAAAAUGCAUAUUACUCGGUUAUUGUUUGGGGAAUAAUCACUUUUCAGCUGGGAGUCUUGGGAGCCACUGCAGUUGUUUUCCUCUCCUCUACUGUUUUGGCCGGUGUCCUUAACGCGGUAAGAGUGCCGGUUACAAGCAUUGCAGCUGUUAUAUUGUUGCAUGAUCCUAUGAGCGGUUUCAAGAUUCUGUCUUUGACUAUUACAUUCUGGGGAUUUGGCUCUUACAUUUACGGCAGCUAUAGACCUGCCAAAAAGGAUGCCCCGCAAACUAUUUCUUAGUUUUUGUGGUUUUUCCCAUUAUUUCAUCUUUCUCACCAUUGAUAGGAUUGGAGAUCACAAAGUGUAUGUAUAUGUUUAACUGGCUAAAUUAUACAAAGUUGAAACUAUAUAGUAAUAUACAUGCACAAGAUGUAUGUACUCUCUUGUGUAAAAUGUUAAAGUUCUCUCUUUGUGCUA